Molecule: messenger RNA, 2430 nt
Organism: Dimorphilus gyrociliatus
Lineage: Eukaryota; Metazoa; Annelida; Polychaeta; Dinophilidae
Source: the annotation of a GenBank genome assembly
AUUUCCUAUGAAAAGCAUUGUCCUGUGUUUUUAGCGCCUAAACGCCAGUUGAUGUUUAUUCGCAAGUUACUGGCCACCUCACGCCACACUACUACAUUUAACACUUAUUUUAAAAUCAUGUCUCAAAGAUCAAUCACCUCGUUUUUCUCAAAACCUUCCCAGAAGAUAUGUACAAGUGCUGUUGAGAAAAAAGAAAAAAGCCCUGAAUCAAUUAUUCCAGAAGAUUCCCCCAUUAAGCAACAAAGGAAACGAAGAAGAAUCUAUGUUGAUGAAGAGGAUGAACAAAGACCUUCAUCAACUGAUUCGACAGAGAAUGAGAUAGACGAUGUUGUUAAUAAAGAAAAUAAUAAUGAUAAUAUCAAGGUUGAUAAAGAAGAGGAUACUGAGGUAGAAAAUUCUUUUGAUGGGAACGAUAAAAACACGGACAUACAGCAGGAAGAAGUCGAAACAAUUAAAGAAGAAUGCGAAUCGGAAAACGAAAAAAAGCCCGAAAAGAAACCAAAAAGUAGCGAAAAGUCAAAAGCAAAAAGUUCAAAGAAAAAAAAAAAAGCGAAAAUUUCUCCUAAAAAGUCUGAGAGACCAAAAUUUUUAGACAAUAUUCCUUGGAAAGCAGGCGAUCCGGCUCCUUAUGAAGCUCUAGCAGCCACCCUAUCAGAAAUUGAACAGGAAAGUGGAAGAUUAAAAUGUAUCGAGUAUCUUUCAAAUUUAUUACGUCUUGUAAUGGAGAGAUCACCAAAUGAUACACUUCCUACUCUUUACUUAAGUAUGAAUCAGCUGGCUCCUGCUUCAGAAGGUCUUGAGCUUGGUGUUGGAGAGUCUUUGCUAUUCAAAGCGCUUGCUCAAGCAACUGGAAGAAGCGUGAAUCAAAUUAAGGCUGAAGCUAAGUCAAAAGGAGAUUUAGGAGUUGUGGCAGAAGCUUCAAGAAAUACUCAAAAAACCAUGUUUCAACCUAAGAGACUAACUAUUCAAUCAGUUUAUUCGGGAUUAAGACAAAUAGCUGAAAUGACUGGAAAUUCAUCAAUGAAUAAAAAAAUCGACAAAAUACGUUUUCUCCUGGCAUCUGCUAAAGACAGUGAAGCUAAAUUUGUAAUAAGGGCUUUAACCGGUAAAUUAAGAAUAGGUUUAGCGGAGCAAUCGGUUCUGCAGGCUCUGGCUUCAGCCUGUGAUUCAGAAAACUCUCAAUUAGCGGCAGAUAUAGUCAAAACAACCUAUGCUCAGUGUCCAAGUUUCGAUAAAAUUAUUCCCAAUCUUAUCAAGUAUGGAGUCGACAACUUACUCGAUCACUGCCCUUUGGAACCAGGUAUGCCCUUAAAACCAAUGCUUGCUCAUCCUACAAAAGGAAUUGAUGAAGUGCUAAAGCGUUUCGAUGCCAAGAUUGGCUUUACUUGUGAGCAUAAGUACGAUGGAGAAAGAGCCCAGAUUCAUUUACUUGAAGAUGGAACUGUAAAAAUAUAUUCCAGAAACCAAGAAGACAAUACUAUAAAAUACCCUGAUAUUGUUUCUCGUAUUAAGGAAUUAACAAAAGUAAAAACUGCCAUAAUAGAUUCAGAGGCCGUCGCAUGGGAUACAAACUUAAAACGAAUCUUACCGUUUCAAAUGCUAUCUACACGUAAAAAGAAGGUUGAUAAUGUAGGUGAUAUUAAAGUACAAGUUUGCGUGUAUGCAUUUGAUAUGUUAUAUGUCGACGGUGAAAGUUUAGUUACAAAACCAUUGAAAGAAAGACGAGAUCGUUUAAGGCAAUCGUUUGAAAUAAAAGAGGGCGAAAUGGUUUUAGCAACUGGCGAAGAUGCUCAUGAUGCUGAUACUGUUGCAGUUCUUCUUGACAAAGCUAUUAAAGACAGUUGUGAAGGAUUAAUGUUGAAAGCUUUGGACGAUACUUAUGAAAUUGCCAAGAGGUCUCACAGCUGGCUGAAAUUAAAAAAGGAUUAUUUAGAUAGCGCUGGUGGAGAUACCCUUGACUUGAUCGUAGUUGGAGCGUAUGAUGGGACAGGAAAGAGAACAGGACGAUUCGGCGGUUUCUUGCUUGCUUGCUAUGACUCAGAAAAUGAAGAAUAUCAGACAAUUUGUAAACUUGGAACUGGAUUUAGCGAUGAGCAAUUAGACAAAUUUACAGAAAUUCUGAAACCUCUCAUAAUAGAAACGCCUAAAGCUUACUAUAAUCACAAGAUGUCACCUGACCACUGGCUAGAAGGACAAAUUGUUUGGGAGGUAAAGGCAGCAGAUCUUAGUAUAUCACCCGCUCAUACGGCAGCAGCUGGUUUAGUGCAUGAGGAGAAAGGAGUAUCUCUGAGAUUUCCAAGAUUUGUAAGAGUUAGAGAUGACAAAAAACCUGAAGAUGCAACAAGUGCAGAACAAGUAGCUGGCAUGUAUAAAUCACAAGAGCAAGUUCAGGCUUUGAAUAGAAACGAAGACAACAGUGAAGACUAUUAA